This is a messenger RNA of Penaeus chinensis, 342 nucleotides long. Its product is annotated as keratin-associated protein 19-2-like. Lineage: Eukaryota; Metazoa; Arthropoda; Malacostraca; Decapoda; Penaeidae. The record is from RefSeq and is a predicted model, not a curated record. Bases 1 to 342 code for a protein of 113 amino acids. The transcript is spliced from 2 exons.
AUGUUCAGCGGUGAUGGAGGUGGCUUUGGAGGCCAUGGGCUCGUGUCCGACAGACCCGUGUAUAGCAGCUACGGAUACGGACGCUGGAAGAGGAGUGCUGAGGCUGAGCCUGUAGCUGAAGCUGAUCCUUCCCGCUUCGGAUACGGGUAUGGCAGCAAUGGACACGUGUCCUACAGGCCCACGUACAGCAGCUACGGUUACGGGCGCUGGAAGAGUAGUGCUGAGGCUGAGCCCGGAUUCAGCUUCGGUCGCGGCUUUGGAGGUUACGGUCGCUUCGAGGGCUACAGGGGCUAUGGAGGCUACGGCGGGAGCUUAGGAGGUCAUGGUCGUUUCCAUGGCUGA